Molecule: messenger RNA, 786 nt
Organism: Oryza brachyantha (malo sina)
Lineage: Eukaryota; Viridiplantae; Streptophyta; Magnoliopsida; Poales; Poaceae
Product: putative expansin-A30
Exons: 2
Coding region: 1-786 (261 amino acids)
Biological process (GO): plant-type cell wall organization
Cellular component (GO): extracellular region
Source: RefSeq, a predicted model, not a curated record
AUGGCGGCUUCGUCGACGGCGACGGCCAUCCUGGCGGCUCUUGUUGUCUGUCUCACCGGCGCUGUGACCACCGUGGACGCCGGGUUCGCGGCGAUGCAGUGGACGCCUGCCCACGCGACGUUCUACGGCGACGAGACGGCGUCGGAGACGAUGGGCGGCGCGUGCGGGUACGGCAACCUGUACGCGAGCGGGUACGGGACGGACACGGCGGCGCUGAGCACGACGCUGUUCCGGGACGGGUACGGGUGCGGGACGUGCUACCAGAUGCGGUGCGCGGGGACGGCGGCGUGCUACAGGGGUUCGCCGGUGAUCACCGUGACGGCGACCAACCUGUGCCCGCCCAACUGGGCGCUCGACUCCAACGCAGGCGGGUGGUGCAACCCGCCGCGGGCCCACUUCGACCUCUCCAAGCCGGCCUUCAUGAAGAUGGCCGACUGGCACGCCGGCAUCGUGCCCGUCAUGUACCGGAGGGUGCCCUGCGUCAGGAGCGGCGGCCUGCGGUUCGCGCUGCAGGGGAACGCGUACUGGCUGCUGGCGUACGUCAUGAACGUCGCCGGCGCCGGGGACGUCGGGGACAUGUGGGUGAAGGGCGGCGGCGCCGGCGGGUGGGUGCGGAUGAGCCACAACUGGGGCGCCUCGUACCAGGCGUUCGCGCAGCUCGGCGGCCAGGCGCUCAGCUUCAAGGUCACCUCCUACACCACCGGCCAGACCGUCCUCGCCGCCGGCGUCACGCCGCCGAGCUGGUGCCUCGGGCUCACGUACCAGGCCAACGUCAACUUCUCCUAG